CUCACCGGGCCCAGGCGGGCCCAGGCAGCCCCGGGGCGACGGGAAGUAGCGUGGGACUGGGGGCAGGGCCGCGGGCCGCGUGGGGCGGCUAAGGCACGCGCCGCAGGUGCCGAGAUGGAGGCGCCGAUGGAGGUGGUGGCGCAGAUGGAGAGCCUGGCCUUGGAAACUGGCACUGGUGGCACGGCGGCGGGCGCGGAGGGGCAGGAGGCGAGCAUGGAGGCGUCUCCGGGAGAGGAGCGGGCGGCGAGCACGGCGGGGCCGCCGGGAGAGGAGCGGGCGGCGAGCACGGCGGGGCCGCCGGGAGAGGAGCGGGCGGCGAGCACGGCGGGGCCUCCGGGAGAGGAGCGGGCGGCGAGCACGGCGGGGCCGCCGGGAGAGGAGCGGGCGGCGAGCACGGCGGGGCCUCCGGGAGAGGAGCGGGCGGCGAGCACGGCGGGGCCUCCGGGAGAGGAGCGGGCGGCGAGCAAGGAGUGGCCGGCGGGCGAGGGGCGGGCGGCGAGCACGGAGGGGCCUCCGGGAGAGGGGCGGGAGGCGAGCACGGAGGAGCCCACGAGCGAGGGGCGGGAGGUGACCAUGGAGUGGCCCCCGAGCGAGGGGCGGGAGGCGAAUAUGGAGGGGCCUCCGGGCAUGGGGCAGGAGGCGACCGUGGAGGGGCUUUGGGGCGAGGGGCAGGAGGUGAAUAUGGAGGGGCUUCGGGGCGAGGGGCAGGAGGCGAAUAUGGAGGGGCUUCGGGGCGAGGGGCAGGAGGCGAAUGUGGAGGGGUCUCCGGGCAUGGGGCAGAAGGUGAAUAUGGAGGGGCUUCGGGGCGAGGGGCAGGAGGCGAAUAUGGAGGGGUCUCUGGGCAUGGGGCAGGAGGCGACCGUGGAGGGGCUUCAGGGCGAGGGGCAGGAGGUGAAUAUGGAGGGGCUUCGGGGCGAGGGGCAGGAGGCGAAUGUGGAGGGGCUUCGGGGCGAGGGGCAGGAGGCGAAUAUGGAGGGGCUUCGGGGCGAGGGGCAGGAGGCGAAUGUGGAGGGGUCUCCGGGCAUGGGGCAGGAGGUGAAUAUGGAGGGGCUUCAGGGCGAGGGGCAGGAGGCGAAUGUGGAGGGGCUUCGGGGUGAGGGGCAGGAGGCGAAUAUGGAGGGGCCUCUGGGCAUGGGGCAGGAGGUGAAUAUGGAGGGGCUUCGGGGCGAGGGGCAGGAGGCGAAUAUGGAGGGGCCUCUGGGCAUGGGGCAGGAGGCGAAUAUGGAGAGGCCUCUGGGCAUGGGGCAGGAGGCGAAUAUGGAGGGGCCUCUGGGCAUGGGGCAGGAGGCGAAUAUGGAGGGGCUUCGGGGUGAGGGGCAGGAGGUGAAUAUGGAGGGGUCUCUGGGCAUGGGGCAGGAGGCGAAUAUGGAGAGGCCUCUGGGCAUGGGGCAGGAGGCUAAUAUGGAGGGGUCUCUGGGGAUGGGGCAGGAGGCGACCGUGGAGGGGUCUCUGGGCAUGGGGCAGGAGGCGACCGUGGAGGGGCUUCGGGGCGAGGGGCAGGAGGUGAAUAUGGAGCGGCUUCGGGGCGAGGGGCAGGAGGCGAAUAUGGAGGGGCUUCGGGGCGAGGGGCAGGAGGCGAAUAUGGAGGGGCCUCGGGGCGAGGGGCAGGAGGCGAAUAUGGAGGGGCCUCGGGGCGAGGGGCAGGAGGCGAAUAUGGAGGGGCCUCUGGGCAUGGGGCAGGAGGCGACCGUGGAGGGGCUUCAGGGCGAGGGGCAGGAGGCGAAUAUGGAGGGGCUUUGGGGCGAGGGGCAGGAGGUGAAUAUGGAGGGGCGUUGGGGCGAGGGGCAGGAGGUGAAUGUGGAGGGGCGUCGGGGCGAGGGGCAGGAGGCGAAUGUGGAGGGGCUUCGGGGCGAGGGGCAGGAGGCGAAUGUGGAGGGGCUUCGGGGCGAGGGGCAGGAGGUGAAUGUGGAGGGGCUUCGGGGCGAGGGGCAGGAGGCGAAUGUGGAGGGGCUUCGGUGUGAAGGCCAGGAGGUGACUGUGGAGGGGCUUCGGGGUGAAGGCCAGGAGGCGUAUAUGGAGGAGUCUCCAGGCGGGGGUCAGGCCACCAGCACGGUGUGGGCAGCGAGGUCCCCAUGCCCCCGGGAGACCUGUGGGGCAGACCAGGCCUUGCUGCUGCCAGCCAGUCCCAGCGUGCCACAUGCUGCUGCCUCGUCCUCGUCCUCGGAUUCCGACUCGGACAGUGAUACGGAUUCAGAUAGUUCAUCAUCAACUACAUCCUCCUCUUCGUGUUCUUCUUCAACAGUAUCUGAUGAAGACAGUCAUCCAAAUGAGAAGGAUAACAGAUCUUACUGUGUUAAAAUAAAAGAUGAGUUGCCUACUGAUGAAUUGCCUCCUGUUGAAGACUUAUCAAUAAUUCUGCCUGGUGAUGUAGAACUGAAGCUCUUUGGAACAGUUUCCAGCAUCAUCGAGCAGCUAGUAAUAAUUGAAUCCCUGAGAGGCCUACCUCCAGUAAAUGAGGAAAGCAUAAUUUUUAAAGAAGAUCGGCAAGCAGCAGGAAAGAUAUUUGAGAUAUUUGGUCCUGUUUUACAUCCCUUUUACGUUUUAAGAUUUAACAGCUCUGAGCAUAUCAAAGCAAAAGGUAUUAAUGUGCAAGAUAGCAUGUAUUUUGCUCCAUCAGUGGAGGACUUCACCCAGUAUAUAUUUGCAGAGAAACUGAAACAGGAGAAAGGUUCAGAUGCAUCUUGGAAGAAUGACCAAGAACCGCCACCUGAAGCCUUGGAUUUCAGUGAUGAUGAAAAAGAGAGAGAGGCAAAACAGAAGAAAAAGAAGCCUCAAAGUCAAGGAAGGAAGAAACUUAGAUCAGAAACAAAUGCAUCAAGUGAGAAUGGAGGACUAAAUCAGUCAAUGCAACAGCCUCCUUCAGGCCAUUCAAGGGGUUACUGUGGCAGAGGGUUCUUCAGGGAUCCAUUUCCUCGUUCAUCAGGCCCUCCAGGUUUUUUGAGACAGCCAGUAAGACCACCACAGCUGUACUCUUCAGACAACAGGAUACAUCAGGAAUCUCCAAUGUUUCCACAGUCUCAAAGAAAAGAAAAUCCAAUGAUGCAACAGUAUACCUUUCCUCCAGUUUUUCGUUCUGUUGAUGAGAUGCAUCCAUUCUACCUUCCACCUUCAAAUCUGAAUAUGAUUUGGACAGGCCCGAACAUGUACAACUCACCAUACCCAUUCUUGCCGCCGCCACCACCACCGCCACCUCCUCCACCUCCUCCAGAUAGCCAUCCUCAGUUCAGGCCUUACUAAGUUUCCAUAAACGUGCAUACGGAGCAUUGCACUUUAAAGGGACAAAGAACAGGCUGCCAAGACUGUACUGCCUUAUUUUGGAGACCUUUCGGUUUUUUCCAUCAGUUGGACAAAUGCAGAGUUGGAUGCUUUGUGGGACGUCCAUAGAAAACUAUUUUUUCCUAUAUAUGUUUUCUGUUCCAAAGAAAGGAAACUGUCUGAUAAAAAUAACAGAAUAUUAAAUAAUGGUUUAUUUUUAUAAUAUCUAUUAGUGUGGGAUGAUAAAUAAAAGUCUUUUGGAGACUGGUA
Phalacrocorax carbo (great cormorant) is the source of this 3525-nucleotide messenger RNA. The record is from RefSeq and is a predicted model, not a curated record. Lineage: Eukaryota; Metazoa; Chordata; Aves; Suliformes; Phalacrocoracidae.